AUGGAUUCGGUGUUCUUUUUGAAGAAAUUCAUUUAUUUGCAACAAAAUAAUGAAAAAGCAUCUUUAGGGACUCUACGCUGCUCAGCGGAUCAUUUUCGUACAUGCGCGUUCUGUUUUAACGACCAACCUACCAACGUGCCGAGAGAGGGAGAAUCGAGCUGCCGCAGUAUAUGCCGUGUCACAUGCACAUUGCGGAAUAGUGUUUGCAUCUCGCAAAAAAUGGACGCGUACAAGAGUGGCCGCGAGGAUCGGUACGAGAGAAACAACGAUUCUCACAGAGAGAAGUUGCAGAGGAGCAAGGAGAGGGAUCACAGAGGCGGCAGGCGCGAUCACGCCAGGAGGGACGACGACAGGCAGGGCGGCAAGAGGAAGCACGAGAGAUCACCCAGGCGAGAGAACAGUCACACCAACAGGCACAGGGAACGCAACGAGCAAAGGAGCAGGAGCAGGAGCAGGGACAGGAGGGACGAGUCCGGCAGAAGGUCACGUGGUGAUCAGUACAGGUCGAGGAGGAGCCCGGAGGCCGCGAGGGUAAAGAAGGAACCAUCCCCCGAGUGGGGCAAGUCGAGUGCGAAGGGUGAGAACAAACCAAAGCCACAGGAGAAGGAGAAGCCCAACUUUGAACUGUCGGGGAAGCUGACCGAGGACGCGAACACCGUCAACGGGGUGGUGAUAAAGUACAGCGAGCCACAGGACGCCAGGAAGCCAAAGCGCAGGUGGAGAUUGUAUCCAUUCAAAGGAGAGAAGGCACUGCCCACGUUGUACAUCCAUCGGCAGUCAGCGUACCUGAUGGGCAGGGAUCGCAAGGUGGCGGACAUACCACUCGACCAUCCCUCGUGCUCCAAGCAGCAUGCAGCUCUGCAGUAUCGCCUAGUUUCGUAUCAGAAGGAGGACGGCGGUGAAGGUAGAAAGAUACGGCCGUACAUCAUCGAUUUAGAGUCGGCGAACGGCACAUUUGUAAAUAAUAUCAAACUAGAGCCGAGGAGGUACCACGAACUGUUGGAGAAGGAUGUGGUGCGAUUCGGCUUCAGCACUAGGGAAUACGUUUUGUUACAUGAACACAGUAAGGAUGAAACCUUCGACGACGAUGUACCUCUUACGAAUGCAACUUAGGAUCCAACUUUAAUGGAGAACAUUGUUCAACAUUGGAUUCACGUGAAGACUGAAUGGAAUACCAAGAUCCGGACGGUGGAUUCAAGGAGAUCGAGGCAGCAGGAUAUCUUUGGGUCCGCGAUUUUCGUGAGAGGAGGGAUUCACGUACACGUACGUGUCGAUACAUGACAGAGCUCCAUUAACGUCUCUUUGAAGUUCCCUAGAAGUUCCUUUUACGUGUAUAAAUAUUAUGCAUUAAUAGUAAUAGUAGACAUUUUACAUCAUUGAAGAUAUCCAACAUAGCAAAUCUCUUGCAAGAGUUCCUUCCAAUUUCGUAUUCUUUUUAAAAGCAUUUAAAAAACCCGGUAAUUUGUUUUUAUCGUCUAAGCAGGGUUUACAUAUAUUUUCUUGUGACAUUUUUGAAAUAGUUUUAAAAAAAUCUUGUGUGUAACAUGUAUACAGAUUAAUAAAAUAUAACUGAGAGACUCACUUCAAAUCAUUUAUAAUGUAUUAUUUACAAUUGUAACUCUAAUAUUCAUUGGCUGCCGCAUUGCUUUGCUAUCUUAUAACGUAACUCGAAAAUACAAAUUUCAAGUAUAUAGUCAGUCCAUCGGCACGAAAUUUUACGCAGUAGCACACGUAUACAAACUUAUAUUUGUUCGGUAAUAAAGUCGUAACACAUACAUUUUCAUAUUCGUUAAAAUUACGUAGAAAACUUAACAAUUUCCGUAUUUAUUAAUUAUCAUCAAAUGUAAAAUUUGUACAAUGAACAGUGAGAUACUUAUAUAGAUUGUUCAAUAAAUACGUUAUUUUAAACAGC
Ooceraea biroi (clonal raider ant) is the source of this 1912-nucleotide messenger RNA. Its product is annotated as smad nuclear-interacting protein 1. Gene Ontology annotation, molecular function: protein binding. The record is from RefSeq and is a predicted model, not a curated record. Lineage: Eukaryota; Metazoa; Arthropoda; Insecta; Hymenoptera; Formicidae.